AUGCUGCAAUUGGAUUUUACUAUUUUACAUGAAUCACUUCGGAGUGUUAAAUCAAUCCCGUUAUAAAUUUACUUUUCAACUUGAUUAUUUUAAAAAAGGAUCUGAGUAGGAUAUGGUGUUUUCAGCAUCAACGAUGAUUCCAGAUUUUGUAACUACUUAAUUAUGUUAAUUCAAUCAAAUGGUCAGUUGAGCAAAUAAGUAAGGGGUGGUGACGGUGGUAUUCGAGUGGUGUAUAAUGUCUAAUGAUUUGAAUUAGAAGUGGGAACAAAAAAAGGCUUUGGGCUUUGGAAAACUUGAAAGCGGAGUGAAAUGGGAAACAACUUUCAAAUUCCCAUCAUUUGUGAAAGGCGAUAGAUUCUUGAUAUCUUAUCUUCCUCCAUUUGUUGAGGAAUAUAUACUGUGCCCACUUUCAUGAGUCAACAAUGGACAAAUGGAACUCUUGAGUCCGUUCAACAUCUCCCUCGAAGCCACCCACCCAUUUCCUCCAUUAAAUAUGCAGAGUUGCCUCUUGUUUUCUAGCUUUCAACUAUUUUUAACUGCAAUUGCCUGCAUAGGCAAGUCUUGUACGUACAAACAUAUUUUUCUUUUAAGAACAUUUACUAACUUACUUUCAUAAAAAGUGGGAAGAGUGAAACUUGAAAAUGAGAGCGGUUGGUGGGUACAAGUGAAAUGGUGGAAUUAGGGCGCGAGAUUGUGGUAUCGAGGUAGCUUUGCAUCGUAAACUAUAGCUGGCAAUAGCUGGCUCUCCAGGCCCAGCCCCCAAUACCCAAAAGUUCAAUUUUCCUCUCUUUUACUUCAUCUUGAUAUUUCACGCCUUUCCGUUCUCUCCUUUCUUUGGCUUUCAGUCCUCUGCUUUGCCAACAAAGUUCUGAAAGUGAUCAACACGACUGUCGUGUGAAUUGGGAUUUUCUGCUGGAGAAGCUAAAAUUAGGCCAAAGAAGUUUUGGAUGCAAACAAAGAAGUGAACGGCAAUGAGUGCCUCGAGGUUUAUAAAGUGUGUCACUGUAGGUGACAGAGCCGUUGGCAAGACUUGCAUGCUUAUUUCCUACACCAACAAUACUUUCCCUACGGAUUGUGUGCCAGUUGUCUUCGACAAUUUCAGUGCGAUUGUGGUUGUGGAUGGAACCACUGUGAAUCUGGGGUUGUGGGAUACUGCUGGCCAAGAAGAUUACGAUAAAUUGAGACCUUUAAGCUAUCCUGAAGCAGAUGUAGUUCUGCUAGCAUUCUCUCUUAUGAGCAAAGCAAGCUAUGAAAAUGUUGCCAAGAAAUGGGUUCCGGAGUUGAGGCACUUUGCACCUGGUGUCCCAAUUAUUUUAGUUGGGACAAAACUUGAUCUUCGGGAUGAUAAGCAGUUCCUUCUAAACCACCCAGGUGCAGUGCCCAUAACCACGGCUCAGGGGGAGGAACUAAGAAAACUUAUUGGUGCUCCCGUUUACGUUGAGUGCAGUUCAAAAACUUAGAUGAAUGUGAAGGCAGUUUUCGAUGCAGCCAUCGAAGUUGUUCUCCAGCCCCCAAAGCAGAAGAAAAAGGAAAGAAAGGGGCAAAAGGCCUGUUCUAUUUUGUGAGAUCUUCUGUUUUUGAUAUGCUAGUUCUUGGAGGAUGACAUGACCCUAGCCAUUUACCGGUAGUCUUCACUCUUCACUAUACUAUAUAUCUAUAUAUCUAUAUACUAUUUCCACCUAUAGGAAGCAAUUGCUCCGUGGCUCCAACACUGACUGUAUUCAUGACUCGAGAACAUCAAGUUAUUGUUUGUGUAUCUGUAUAGGCAUGAUUUCAAGACAUUUGGGAUGCACAACUUUUUACGUACAAGUAUGUUGCUUCCCUAAUGUAUUGAUUAUUUUAUGGCUAUUUCUUUUGUGGGCAUGACUCUAAUGUUGUAAUCUAAUAUACGAUAGACGUGACUUUGGAUUUGAACUAUUAUGUAAUUAUGGUCAUGAGCUGUUUAGCAGACUGAUUAUAGUUA
Prosopis cineraria is the source of this 1963-nucleotide messenger RNA. Its product is annotated as rac-like GTP-binding protein RAC1. NCBI's taxonomy places the organism in Eukaryota, Viridiplantae, Streptophyta, Magnoliopsida, Fabales, Fabaceae. The transcript is spliced from 7 exons. Gene Ontology annotation, molecular function: GTP binding; protein kinase binding; GTPase activity. Bases 972 to 1460 code for a protein of 162 amino acids. Gene Ontology annotation, biological process: regulation of cell shape; regulation of actin cytoskeleton organization; small GTPase-mediated signal transduction. Gene Ontology annotation, cellular component: cell cortex; cytoskeleton; plasma membrane. The record is from RefSeq and is a predicted model, not a curated record.